AUGGGUUCUGAAAGACACUUCGACUAUUUGACUCUGAUGACUGGUGUGGUUAUUGGUUUUUCCUCUGCAUGGAUCUUGAAAAGUCGGAUUAUUAAUACGGUGUCAUUUGUUCGAAACUUAGCCCAAGAUACACAACAUAAUAUGAAGUUAGUAUUUAUUGUUCGGACAGAUCUAGGAAUUGGGAAAGGCAAGGUAGCAUCCCAAUGUGCUCAUGCUGCAGUUAGUUGUUACCAGAAAAUGCUAAAUUCUUCCCCCAAAACCCUGAGAUCAUGGGAACUAAUGGGACAACCAAAAAUAGUUCUGAAGGCUGAAGAAGGUGGCGAACAAUAUCUGCUUGAAUUGUGUGAGAAAGCUAAAGCUGCAGGCCUUGUAACUACUGUAAUAAGAGAUGCAGGCAAGACACAAAUUGAGAGUGGCACUGUCACUGUAUUGGGAAUUGGUCCAGGAAAAUCUGCACAUGUAGAUCAAAUAACCAAGCAGCUAAAAUUAUUGUGA
Cryptotermes secundus is the source of this 495-nucleotide messenger RNA. Its product is annotated as peptidyl-tRNA hydrolase 2, mitochondrial. The record is from RefSeq and is a predicted model, not a curated record. The transcript has a single exon. Gene Ontology annotation, cellular component: cytosol; mitochondrion. Gene Ontology annotation, molecular function: peptidyl-tRNA hydrolase activity. NCBI's taxonomy places the organism in Eukaryota, Metazoa, Arthropoda, Insecta, Blattodea, Kalotermitidae. The coding region runs from base 1 to 495 and encodes 164 amino acids.